UUCGACUACUACAAUUGGUCUCCUCAAGAAGAGGAAGAGGUGGAGCUUCGUGAUGAUGAGCUGUCACACAUUGUGGAGAUUUAUGAUUUCCCAUCCGAGUUCAAAACGGAGGACUUGAUAAGAUCAUUUAGCUCUUUUCAGCAGAAGGGGUUUGAUAUUAAGUGGAUUGAUGAUUCACACACUCUGGGUUUGUUCUCCAGUCCAAUAGCAGCUCGUGAUGCUCUAAGGAUGAAGAACCCCAUGAUAAAGAUCAGGCCUCUCUCCAAAUCAUCAAAUGCCACUAAAGCUAAAGCUCGCAGCUGCUCUGAUUACUUGUUGCCGGCUAAAGAGCGUCCUCAGACGAGUGCAGCUUUGGCCCGUCGACUGGUCAUUGGUGCUCUGGGUGUGAAGAGUAACCAGACCAGAGAAGAACGCGAGGCCGAGAGGAACAAACUACGGCAAGCAAAAGAGCAAAAGCGUUUGGCUGCCAAGCAGCGUGAAGACACCUGGGAGGGCUUGUGAAGAUAAAGACUCUGUGUUGGUGGACUUAAAGGAUUCAGAAACAAUCAAAACGCCUGUGAGAAACGCCUCCCCCCACAGCAGGAGCUCAGUGGAUCAGGACUACUGCUAAACACAACAUGACGGACUGAACCAAAGCUGCAAGAAGGGGGAGUUCCUACACUCGCCAGCGGAAGUGUGAGAGAGCCACACAAACUUUACAGGGAGAUUUUGCAAUUUUAUAUAUAUUUUUUCUCUCUCUCUCUCUAGAGAGCUUUUCCCCCUCAAAUUAUUGUUUUCAGGUUUGGAAAAGAUUAUUUUAAUGUUUUGGAGUAUGCUUCUCUUUUUCUUGCCUGAAACACACUAAAUUACACAUUCAGUGUCACUACUACCCAUCUGUGAGCAGUUUUUGGUUUAGUAAAGAGAUAUUAAGUCAACACUAGGAGUUGCUGAUGAUCCAGAGUUUGAACACAUUGGAGAAGUCUGACUGGAUGAAUCUAAUUUCUUCAUCUUCAUGAAUUACUUAAAAAAAAAUCCUUUGCUAUUGUUUUUGUGUUUCAUGGCAGUCAACUCUUAUAAACCUUCAGUACAUAUUAGAUUUUUCAUGCUGUUUCCUAAUUACCUUACAGGUGUAAAUAUUGUACUUUUAGCAUUUAUCACAAAAGCUUUCAAGUAUUAUGGUUUUUGUUCAGGUACCAAAUCGACGGAAAGAAAUACAUGUACAAUCAUGGUUUGACUUUUGCAAUAAGUUUGCAUUCCCGGCAAGUCUUUGUCUUUUUCUUCAAAGUUGGUGCGCUAGAAUUCCAGUAAUCUGAUUAAAAAUGUUCAAAUCUUUCUCUAGUUGAUUCAUGAAGGGUUGGGAACCGGUUCCAUUUUGGAAGGAAAAUAAAAUUGUAUUACCGUGUGGUUUAAGACUUUCGGUUCCAUUAACUGUUCUUGAAUGUGCAUUUUCCCUCCGAUAGGGACGGACGUCCGUUCUAAAAUACUGUUUCACGAAUCGAGAUUCCUGAAUUAAUGGUCAAUGAGUCGGUGCUUAUGAAUACAGCACGAUCAGUGUAGGAGCUUCCUUUCAGUUCUAUUAAAAAAAGAAGCUUAAAAUCUUUAUGCAAAGUUCGCCCUGGUUUUGUGAUCAUCCGUUACACUUUUCUAAUACUUUUGUGUUAGGGGUUUCUUCAAAUCACUGACCAUAAAUGUGAGCAAUAGAUCACAUCAGUGCCCGCCCAGGAACGUAUUUUACCCCCAAUAAUUUUUUGCAUUGGCUUGUUAUAAAAUCCUCCAUGGCCCAAUGCAACCAGCUCCAAAGGGAGUCACAACAUUACAAGCAUUGCGAAUGACAUGAUUAAAUAAAACUAUUGGUUUUAAGUUGUUGGUUCAAAGUAUGGAAACAAUAUAUUUUAUGCUUACGACAAAUAUCCCGAUAUGUACAUAUAAGUUAGUUUAAGGGUGAAGAGAUACCGACUUGGUUGUGUCAUGGGAGUGGGCGGUCCCUUCUGAGCUAGUUUCACGGGCUUUGUUGGCUGUGGUUCUCUGAUUGGUGAACCGUUCUCUGCUGGACCAUAGAUAAUGUAGUUGUUCACCAGGAAUUCUGCUAUCAAACACAGACUGAUGGCUUCAACGGAAGCAUAUACCACCCAUGAUCAACCUCAGUGCUCAAGGUAGGUCUGUCUAGAAAGAUUUGAGAGUUAUCAUUGAUAAUUUGUCAAUGGGAUAAAUCAGUGGGACUUUUACUUCAGGAACCAAGCUUGGCAAACACCACUAACAAGAUUGUCAACAAACUUUCACACUGGACAGCGUUCAUGUGAUCUGAUGAGAAUUCUGUAACAUUUUAUUUAGCAGUUUUUAAAAACAAGCAGUAAAAAAAAAAGCAUACGAUUUAUGUUUUAUAUAUCACAUCAUGAUUUCCGAUGACUUGGGAUGAAAAAGAAACAUGUUUUCAUAGAAUGAGGAACAACACACACGCACACCACGAGUACCUGCACUCACAUACACACAGGAAGUGAGCGAACGUGCACACGCACACAAUCCAACCAAGUCUCGCUUGAUAUCACAAAAAAAAAAGACUAAAUGAAUUAAAAUCAACAAUGGGAAUGUUCCAACUAAAAAAAAAAAAAAAGAAAUUAAAAAAAAAAAAAAUUAAAACAAAAA
This is a messenger RNA of Myxocyprinus asiaticus (Chinese sucker), 2622 nucleotides long. RefSeq names its product coiled-coil domain-containing protein R3HCC1L-like. The transcript has 6 exons. The record is from RefSeq and is a predicted model, not a curated record. The annotation marks the transcript as partial. Lineage: Eukaryota; Metazoa; Chordata; Actinopteri; Cypriniformes; Catostomidae.